This is a messenger RNA of Toxorhynchites rutilus septentrionalis, 994 nucleotides long. RefSeq lists its product as uncharacterized. NCBI's taxonomy places the organism in Eukaryota, Metazoa, Arthropoda, Insecta, Diptera, Culicidae. The transcript has 2 exons. The record is from RefSeq and is a predicted model, not a curated record. The coding region runs from base 139 to 900 and encodes 253 amino acids.
AACCUCGUUUAACAUAACUGUUAUACGCAAAAGGAAACACUUUUUCUAACAGUUCUUAUAUGUUUAUUUCGGGGAAUCGUAAACGUAAACAAAUGAUAUCUGACUCAUGGAGUUUUGAUCCAAAAAUAUCAUCGGACAAUGCAGAACGAUUUGCUGAAGGACCGCUCUAUUUUCGAGCAACUAUGCAAGGAGUAUUUAAAUUUGAAGACGCUCGCUAGUGGUUGCUGUGUGGAUACAAACCGCGUGAAAGAAUGUGUGAAUCUCUUGACGUAUGAAAUCAACUCAAUUAGAAAGAUGAGCAAAAUCAGUGCUAUCGAUGCACUUUGGACACUUCUGGAGCACAGAAACAUCAUGAGCAUGGUUAAAGUCGAACCGUUGGUGAAGAUAGAAUCGGUGGUAGAUGAUGUAGAAUUUACUAAACGCUUGCAGAAGUAUCGAUUACUUGUGGACCAAUAUCAAGCAUCCGUAAAACGGUUUUACUUCGAAGAUCUCCGUCACCGCGAUCGUCGAACGUUGUUGGAGAAAGAAAUUGAGCUUGUGAAGCUGGGAGAUCACGAGCCAAACGCGAACCCGAAUGAAUGUAUCGAAACUAAUUUACCCCAUCGCGUUCAAAGCACUGAAAAGUACUCCAUUCACCGCAAGGACAUUUUCGACUUGCUUGUUAAAGAAAUUGGUCGUGAUUGGGCUUCGUUUGGAAGAAAUUUACAACUAAGUUCCGCUGGCUUGUUCGUGAUAGAAGAACGCCAUUCUAAAGAUGUCAAAGCAAGGAUUAAUGACAUCCUGGAGGAGGCCGAGAAAGGGUAUAGCAAUGGGCAGGAUUUUAUGUGUUUAUUAGGAGAAGCGUUGAUUAACAUCAGGCGUAAAGACUUGAAGCGACGGAUAGAUAGAUUGUUAAGUUGAUAUUGUUUUACGUUCCAUUGCAACGUAAAAAAGGUUUUGUCAAUCUUACGGGAAUCUAAUUAAAUUAAUAAAGCUUACCACUGUGAUCAAGUAU